AUGAACGUACUGAUGUGUGCUAUUAGCUAUAUACCACCCAAUCGCAAGCUCUUCAAUUCGAGACAUAAGCUGACGCGACGAGAGUUGCAAAGUUCGUCGGCUGCCGAGGUCGAUUGGUCCACGACAUUGGAUGUGUCACUCGACGAGGACUCGUCGUUGAUCCUCUAUGCUGUACCUGUGGUCGGCAGCGUCUCGAGAUGCGGAAGGAGCGAAGAUCGUACCCGAAGCUCGACGAUGUCGAGCGACAGCGGCGAGGAUCUGUUUGAACCAGACCUCAGAAGCAGGCUCCAGAGUAGUCUGAGUCUGGAGUCGCUGAUACAGGAGAACAAGAAACGGAUCUCAGCUCACCAUGAGAGCCUGGAUCUGAUCAACUCGACCGGGCAUAACGCAGCUUCGAUCAAGACAUCAGCUAAACAGGAGAUCGCGAAGCUGAGGGAUAGAAAUACGCAUCUGUUUGGCAGAGCAGAGCUUCUGCAAGAGCAAUGGGACAAAGUACGACGUUGCCACGAUCCCACUGUGCUCCUGAUCGAAAUCGGGAAAAACGGUCUUUACUGGUUUGGCAUACCGUCUGACUUGAGACCCGCGGUUUAUCGAUGUUGUCUAUAUCAGCUUGGCGGCUCACCGCCCCUCGGCAAAGUGUUCGACGCGAUGGCUAGAUGCUGCGCAGAUGAGAUUUUGGCAGCACAGAUCUACCAGAACAUACGACGAAUCUUUCCAUUCAUUACGGACCCAGAUAGUCCAUUGAGGCAGGCGAAUGCCGUCGAAGCAAGGCUUUCAUCGAAAUACCCAGGCCUUCAUUAUCACCUGACGCAGACACUCAAACUGAACUUGAUUGAUGCUUUUGUGCGUCCCUUCCUGAUAAAUGCGCUAAUCUACGCGUUCAGUUCACACGCUAGCAUUGGCAUGGAACUGCUAGACGUCGUCGUGCUCGCGGUUUAUUACCGUGACCUUGGCCGAUUCAUGCUGGACGAGUUUCUCUUCAGCGUGCUGGAGCAAACGCACUUCAAAUUCUUCAGCGACAGGAAGCAGGAGGUGGAGCAACAACUGACCAAUAUCAGAUUCGAACUGGCAGAUGUCUUGGAAGAGUCAAGGCGGCUUCACGGCCGCUUCAUCAUUGGUCAAGUCUCCACGUGA
Molecule: messenger RNA, 1134 nt
Organism: Torulaspora globosa
Lineage: Eukaryota; Fungi; Ascomycota; Saccharomycetes; Saccharomycetales; Saccharomycetaceae
Gene: MLO50
Product: Mlo50p
Exons: 1
Coding region: 1-1134 (377 amino acids)
Source: RefSeq, a predicted model, not a curated record